GGUCCUCUUGCUUAACAAUAUCAUCAUCCAAAAUGUCGUCCACAAACCCCCAAGACCUUCCACACAUGAACUUCCGCUCCUUUGUUGAGUCACUGAGAGCAGAUGGCGACCUCGUAGAAAUCAACGAAGAAUGUGACCCGAACCUCGAAGUCGGCGCCAUAAUCCGUAAAGUCGUUGAGAAUGAUGAGCGCGCCCCUCUCUUCAACAAGCUUAGUGGCCAGGAUGCAGACGGCUUCUGGCGUAUCCUCGGCGCACCUAACUCACUUCGUGCCGACCCUCGCCAACGCUUUGGACGCCUGGCGAGACACCUGGGCCUCCCGCCGACGUCGAGUAUGAAGGAGAUCCUUGACAAGAUGGUCGCCGCCAAGACUGCCGCACCUAUUCCACCCGUCGUCGUCGAGUCCGGUUCAUGCAAGGAGAUCCGGCUGACGCCCGACCAGUUUGACCUCACGAAGCUUCCUGCACCGAUGCUGCACAAGUCAGAUGGAGGGAAGUACAUCCAGACGUACGGCAUGCAUAUCGUCCAAUCUCCCGACGGCAAGUGGACAAAUUGGUCCAUCGCACGGGCCAUGGUGCAUGAUAAGAACCACCUUGCCGGCCUCAUAAUUGAGCCGCAGCAUAUUUGGCAGAUCCACCAGAUGUGGAAGAAGGAAGGAAAGGAUAUGCCGUGGGCGUUAGUCUUUGGCGUUCCGCCAGCCGCCAUCAUGGCAGCGAGCAUGCCUCUGCCUGGAGGACUGUCCGAGGCGGAAUAUAUCGGCUCAUUGGUCGGGACACCGUUGGAAGUUGUCAAGUGUGACACCAACGGGCUUUAUGUCCCUGCCAACUCGGAGAUCGUGUUCGAGGGUGUCUGCUCAGCUACUGAGACGGUACCCGAGGGGCCCUUCGGAGAGAUGCACGGUUAUGUCUUCCCAGGAGAUGCGCACCAGCAGCCAAAGUACAGGGUCGACCUUAUCACGCACCGCAAGGAUGCCAUCAUGCCCGUCUGCAACUGCGGUCGGUUGACUGACGAGACGCAUACCAUGAUCGGCCCCCUGGCUGCUGCCGAGAUCGGGUUCCUCCUCAAGUCAAAGGGUAUGCCCAUUAAGGAAGCCUUCUCACCCUUCGAGUCGCAGGUGACAUGGGUCGCUCUUCAAGUCGACACGAAGAAGCUCCGCGCUAUCAACACAAACGCCGAGGAGUUCUGCCGCGCAAUUGGCGACAUUGUCUUCAACGACAAGGUGGGCUACACCAUCCACCGUCUCGUCCUCGUCGGAGAAGACAUCGACGUGUACAAUUUCAAGGACGUCAUGUGGGCUUUCUGCACGCGCUGCCGGCCUGGCUUGGACGAGUACCACUUUGAGGACGUCCGUGGCUUCCCUCUAAUCCCGUACAUGGGACACGGUAAUGGACAAAGGGGCAUGGGCGGCAAGGUGGUGUCAGAUGCCUUGAUGCCCAAGGAAUACACCACCGGCCGGGAUUGGGAGGCUGCGGAUUUCAAAGAGUCGUUCCCUGCCGAUGUCCAGGAGAAGGUGCUCGGAAGGUGGGAGUCCUUCGGUUACACCACAAAAGAAUGA
Molecule: messenger RNA, 1553 nt
Organism: Diaporthe batatas
Lineage: Eukaryota; Fungi; Ascomycota; Sordariomycetes; Diaporthales; Diaporthaceae
Exons: 3
Coding region: 33-1553 (506 amino acids)
Biological process (GO): cinnamic acid catabolic process; ferulate metabolic process
Cellular component (GO): cytoplasm
Molecular function (GO): carboxy-lyase activity
Source: RefSeq, a predicted model, not a curated record